UCUCUAGAGCUCUUCUUCUUCUCCUCCAUGGUUCUUCUCCAAAGCUCCUCUUUUUCUCUCUAGAGCUCUUCUUCUUCUCCUCCAUGGAAGACAAUGUUCUCCAUCUCUAAACUUCUCUCUUUCUUCAACCUCUUCUCCUUCUUCCUCCGCCGCCGCCCACUCCCAACCACCACCACCACCACCACCACUGACGACGCCACUAUAGAGUGCUACGCCUGCACUCAACCAGGAGUCCCUUCCUUCCACUCCACCACUUGUGACCAUUCCCACACUCCACAAUGGCAAGCCAACGCCGGCUCCUCUCUUCUCCCCAUCCACAACUCCUCCAACUCCAAUCCCCCACUCACCCUCACCCCUUCCUCUCUCUUCGGCUCCGUCCUCGACCCUCGAAGCAAGCGCGUCAAGAGCUGGAACCGCGCUUUCCUCCUUACCCGAGCUCUAGCUCUCGCCAUUGACCCUCUCUUCUUCUACUCCCUCUCCAUUGGCCGUGAUGGCACUCCAUGCUUGCAACUGGACGCUAAGUUAGCCGGCGUUGUUACAGCGUUGAGGACUUGUGUUGAUGCUUUGCAUGUUUUGCAUGUUUGGUUACAGUUUAGAGUUGCUUAUGUUUCCAGGGAAUCUCUUGUUGUUGGUUGUGGCAAGCUUGUUUGGGAUGCUCGCACUAUUGCCUUGCAUUAUCUUCGUUCCAUUAAAGGCUUCUGGUUUGAUAUCUUCGUCAUCCUUCCUGUUCCUCAAGUGGUGUUCUAUUUGGUCUUGCCAAAUUUGAUCAGAAAUCAAGAAAUCAAGCUAAUAAUAACAAUGUUACUGCUAAUGUUCUUGUUCCAAUUCCUGCCAAAGAUCUACCACAGCAUCUGUGUGAUGAAAAGAAUGCAGAAAGUGACUGGCUACAUUUUUGGCACAAUUUGGUGGGGCUUUGGCCUCAACCUUGUCGCCUAUUUCAUUGCUUCACAUGUAGCUGGUGGUUGCUGGUAUGUUCUCGCAAUUCAGCGUGUCGCGUCAUGCCUUCAACUUCAGUGUGAUACGAACAACAGAAACUGUGAUUUCUUUUCAUGUGAUGCCCACCAAAAGACUUCAACGUGCAUGAAUAAGGAUGGACCAUUUAAUUAUGGAAUUUAUGAUGGUGCUCUUCCUGUAAUUUCAAGCAAUUCACUUGCUGUUAAAGUCCUCUAUCCAAUAUUCUGGGGCCUUAUGACUCUCAGCACUUUUGGCAAUGAUCUUGAGCCUACUAGUCACUGGCUUGAAGUGAUAUUCAGUAUAAUCAUAGUAUUGAGUGGAUUAAUGCUCUUCACUUUGCUCAUCGGAAACAUACAGGUGUUCUUGCAUGCUGUAAUGGCGAGGAAACGAAAAAUGCAAUUACGGUGUCGAGAUAUGGAAUGGUGGAUGAAACGAAGACAAUUACCGUCACGGUUGAGACACAGAGUUCGACAGUUUGAACGACAACGGUGGGCAGCAAUGAGAGGAGAGGAUGAGAUGCAAAUCAUUAAAGAUUUACCAGAAGGUCUCCGUCGAGAUAUAAAGCGGCAUCUCUGCCUAGACCUCAUUAAACAAGUGCCAUUGUUCCAUAAUUUGGAUGAUCUGAUCCUUGACAACAUUUGUGACAGAGUCAAACCUCUAGUGUUCUCUAAAGGCGAAAAGGUAAUUAGAGAAGGUGAUCCAGUGCAGAGAAUGGUGUUUGUUAUGAGAGGUAGCUUGAAGAGUAGUCAGAAAUUGAGCAAAGGCAUGGUUGCAACGUGUAUGUUAGGGCCCGGGAAUUUCCUCGGUGAUGAAUUACUUUCUUGGUGUCUUCGCCGUCCAUUUAUCGAUCGAAUGCCAGCUUCAUCUGCAACAUUUGAGUCCAUUGAGCCUACAGAAGCCUUUGCCUUAGACGCAAAUGAUCUCAAGUACAUUACUGAACAUUUUCGGUACAAAUUUGCUAAUGAGAGACUAAAAAGAACGGCGAGAUACUACUCAUCAAACUGGAGAACAUGGGCAGCAGUAACGGUACAGCUUGCUUGGCGGAAAUACAGAUCGACAAGUAACAAUGUUGUUGUUCAAGCAAUGCAAGGAAGCGAUGAAGAACGACGUCUUCGUCUUUACGCAGCGAUGUUCAUGUCUUUCAAACCUCAUGAUCAUCUUGAAUAGAUCAUGAUUGCUUAUCUAUUUCUUUAAGAAUUAUUCUUUGGAAUUCAAUAAAAUAGCAAUGCCAUUACUUACAGUUCAA
Messenger RNA from Dioscorea cayenensis subsp. rotundata (Guinea yam), 2200 nucleotides. Its product is annotated as cyclic nucleotide-gated ion channel 2-like. The record is from RefSeq and is a predicted model, not a curated record. NCBI's taxonomy places the organism in Eukaryota, Viridiplantae, Streptophyta, Magnoliopsida, Dioscoreales, Dioscoreaceae. The transcript is spliced from 6 exons. The coding region runs from base 94 to 2121 and encodes 675 amino acids.